CCACCAUCUGCAGACUGUGCCAAGGUGAACAUGCAGUGGGUGUGUGUGAAACAGGGGCCAGGCACCUCCGUCUUGCUGAUGAACACCUUGGCCUGGGUCUGGACAGGUGCAAUUGAACAUGUCCCCAAAAUAGAUGGUCAGCAUCGUGCUGCACUCACUCUGAAAGAGAAUGUCACCCACAAGUUCAACUGCCAAUCGGAGGGCUGGAAUCCUCAGGCCCCGCCCCUGCUGACGUGGUACCUCAACGGGGAACGCCAGAGACCACCGUCCGAGAAACAUGCAGCAGGGCGCCUGAUGAUCACCUCACACGAGGAGUCUGGAAUGACGAAGCCGAACUCCAAGCACAACAGCACCUUCUCUCUGAGAGCCAGGAAGUGGGACAGGGAGUUGGUGUGCGCCGUCUCUGGCCCUCACAGUGGAGAGAGCUACAACGCCACCGUCACUCUCAAUGUGCAGUUCCAGCCAGAGAUUCUGCGUGUGACUGCACACUACACAGAAACCUCAGAACCCGGCCUCUCCCUGGUCCUCUUUGCUUUGGUACGAUCCAACCCCCCCGCCCACAUUACCUGGGUGGACCAUUCGGGCCAGCAGGUGGCCAACACAUCCGACUUCCUCAUCCUGGACUCGAGAAGCUAUCCCUGGCUGACCAACCACACACUUCGGGUUAACCUAGGCAGCCUGUCAGGAAAUGUCUCUGUGAAUGCCAGUAACAGUAUUGGUGCUGUGCAAAGCAACCUAACUUUGGCAGGUCUGACAGAAUUCCUCCAGUCCAGGGUGGAGGUGUCAGUACUGGGCAUCCUGACAGGGGGCGCUGUGGGCUUUAUCACCCUCCUCGUCCUCAGCCUUCUGGUGCUCUGCCUUCUGCACAAGAACAAGACGAAAGCCAUCGUCGAUGAGCCAAUAGAGAUUAUAAUGGAGAAGAAACGUAUCGAGUCGCCCACUGUGAAGAUUGACAAGAUGCAUUUACCCAGAGAGAACAUGUCCUUACCUUCCAACCUACAACUGAACGACCUCAACACCCUGCGUAAAGCACGGGAGGCCGCCAGACAUCGCCUGGGUGAGGCGAGGAGGGACGAUGAGGAAGAUGAGGACCUGUCUGCCGCCUACGCUGCCAGGGGCUUUGCACGCUACCCUAUGAUUGGCUACAUCUACAAGGUGAACAGCAUGAGCAGUGACGAGAUCUGGCUCUGACAGCAGUCCCACCCACGGGCGGCGGGGUCAACCCACACCUUGACCAACAGGAACCUCAGAACGGCUGCCAAUUAGCCUUUCCCAUCUUCAACAGGACCAAUAGAGAUGCCGAGAUAAGCUGGGCGAACCUUCCAGUUGGAUAGUGUAGGUGGCUAUAGUAUUAGAAAAGUUGUCCAUGUAAAUCUAUUACAACAGGUAAUCACAUUCCAUCUUGAUUCAUGGGGGAGGGGGGGGAAUAAUUCUUUGUCGGUUGGCGUGUGUUUUCUAUUGGUUCCCGAUGUGCCUGUGUUGACCAUUUAUAUGGUAUCACAAAUGGAUCAGAAACAAGGCUAAGACCUCUUACUGCCACAGACUGAACCAUCUGAACCGGGUCUGGGACGGACACAUUUAGAUGGCCCGCUGGCCCGGCCAACGCCCUCAACGUCCAUGUCUUCAUACCUGUCUGUGGACCUCAUACCGUGCCCAUGGGCUCCUGUCACACCCUGGAAUGCUUUGUGUUCUGAAUAUAACAUAUAUGUUAUGUUAUCCUCAUGAGCAUGUCCCUGACAAUGUAUGUAAACUGAUGCUGUAUAUCUCUGGUUAUAUACUGUACAUGUAAAAGAUAGAUAUUAAACCCUGUGUAUUUGUAUAUUACAUCUGUGUAUAUUUGUAUGCAAUAUGUAUA
Molecule: messenger RNA, 1855 nt
Organism: Esox lucius (northern pike)
Lineage: Eukaryota; Metazoa; Chordata; Actinopteri; Esociformes; Esocidae
Product: transmembrane protein 25
Exons: 9
Biological process (GO): negative regulation of excitatory postsynaptic potential
Source: RefSeq, a predicted model, not a curated record